Sporothrix schenckii 1099-18 is the source of this 573-nucleotide messenger RNA. RefSeq names its product ran GTPase-binding protein mog1. Gene Ontology annotation, molecular function: guanyl-nucleotide exchange factor activity; small GTPase binding. NCBI's taxonomy places the organism in Eukaryota, Fungi, Ascomycota, Sordariomycetes, Ophiostomatales, Ophiostomataceae. The record is from RefSeq and is a predicted model, not a curated record. Gene Ontology annotation, biological process: protein import into nucleus. The coding region runs from base 1 to 573 and encodes 190 amino acids. Gene Ontology annotation, cellular component: nucleus. The transcript is spliced from 3 exons.
AUGACCAAGACCGAGUUCGUGCCUACACCUCUUUUUGGUUCGGCCAUCGUCGCUGACCUGCCCGAGAACUUUGCCGAUGUUAGUAAACUGCGCCAGGUCCCCGACAACCAAGAGGUCUAUAUCGACAAGGAUGGCUUUACGAGUAUCAUCUUCGAAAUAUGCGAACGCGUGGGCCCCAGCGGCACCACGGCCGAGAUCGACGGCAAAGCACUCUCCACACACCUCGAGGAGCUUAUUGGCGAUGAUGCCGACUCGCUAACUCUGCUCCGUAGCGAGAGCAUCCCAGCAUACUCCUUGAUUGCGACUCAGACGCCUCGCCCUGAUCCCAAGGCCGCAGCUAGCAGCGCGCCGGAUUUCACGGCGAUUAUUUUGACGCUUCUCCGUCUCGAAAAGGAAUCUACCGACAUUCUGAUUACGAUCAACGUACCGCACAUCAAGGGCGAGUACGACGAGGAAGACGUUGACCUACAACUAGGCAAACAAGGUCAGCUUAUUGGUGAUGCUGUGGAAUACGCGUCGCGCAUAUGGGCGACGUUUCAAGUCAAAGACUGGAAUCUCUUCAACGAGGUGUGA